AUGUUGAUCCUCAUCGUCGGAGUCACCGGCAAUAUCGGCCAAAAGCUGAUCGCACCCCUCCGGCAACGGGGAGCCCAAGUGCGCGGCCUAGCCAGGCACGAGGCGAAGAUGGCUCCCUCGAAACUGCAACUGCUGGAAAGCUUCCACGACAUGGAGACGUGGCACGAUGUGCCUGCCAUCCGAAAGGCGCUUGAGGGCGUCGACGCCGUGAUAUGUGCGUAUGGACCCGUGCCGGAACUGGUGCUGGAGGGACAACUGCUUCUUGUGCGCUUGAUGGAGGAACAAGGCAUCUCUCGAUUCAUGCCGUCUGCAUGGAACUUGGACUGGACCGCGCUCGACUGGAGGGACGUUGUCUACUACGACUUGUUCCUCGCCACGCAGCGGCAGCUGGCCAUGUCGUCCACCAUCAAACCGUUCUACAUCUUUAUCGGAUUCUUCGCGGAGACGUUCUUCUCCCUGCCUGGACAUGGCGUGUUUAAUCCGUCCACGCACGGCGUUUGGGAUUCUAACAGUGGUAAACCCAAGGCCGAGUAUUGGGGCACGGGGGACGAGAAGUGGCAGAUCACCACGGAACAAGAGGCGGCCGAGUUCACGGCGGCGCUGAUCUGCGACGAGUCUCGCGAGCCGGGCGUGUACAGGUACUGCAGUUGGGAGUACAGCGUCAGGGAGAUCGCCGCGAUCUAUGAGAAGGAAAGGGGGGUCGCUGUUCGGCUCGAACCUCAGGGGACCGCGGAGGACUUGCAGAAGACUGCCGCGGCUACUCAGCAGGAGUUGGGGUUGGCCAGGUUCUGGCAGUGGAUGGGAUAUACGUACCAGAUACAUCAGAUGUCGCGGAAGACCAUGAUGAGCAAACUGGACAACAAGCUAUAUGCGGAUGUCAAGCGCGUGGGACUCGGGGAGUUCUUGAGAUUGCAUCCAGAGAUCUGA
This is a messenger RNA of Cladophialophora yegresii CBS 114405, 927 nucleotides long. RefSeq lists its product as uncharacterized. The record is from RefSeq and is a predicted model, not a curated record. NCBI's taxonomy places the organism in Eukaryota, Fungi, Ascomycota, Eurotiomycetes, Chaetothyriales, Herpotrichiellaceae. The transcript is spliced from 2 exons. The coding region runs from base 1 to 927 and encodes 308 amino acids.